This is a messenger RNA of Protopolystoma xenopodis, 312 nucleotides long. NCBI's taxonomy places the organism in Eukaryota, Metazoa, Platyhelminthes, Monogenea, Polystomatidea, Polystomatidae. The record is from the annotation of a GenBank genome assembly.
AUGACCGGUUUCAGCCUAGUCAUCUACCAAUUGGGCAAGUUAAAGGUCCCGCUAGGGGAGCACGCGAUUCCGACGCCAAGCCAGGAGAGGCAGGUCGGUGUGUCUCGACACGCCAACAAGAAAGUGUCCUUUGCCUCCGGAUGCUGUGUGUGUGUGUGUGUGGACGGCGUGGACAGACAGACGAACGGGAAGACGAUGUCGUUGGAAAUGGAGGAAAUGGGAGAGAAGGAAAUCAAAAAGGGUAUGAUACAGGACAAUGAAAUAUGUGCCCACAGUUUAUGGGGUCUUGGGGAUCCUAUUUUGCUCACUUGA